Molecule: messenger RNA, 1163 nt
Organism: Hypoxylon trugodes
Lineage: Eukaryota; Fungi; Ascomycota; Sordariomycetes; Xylariales; Hypoxylaceae
Product: solute carrier family 25 member 45
Exons: 2
Coding region: 86-979 (297 amino acids)
Biological process (GO): transmembrane transport
Molecular function (GO): transmembrane transporter activity
Source: RefSeq, a predicted model, not a curated record
CGGCUAUUUGCAUAUGACUUGGAGGUGAGAAGAAGGCUGUGAUGGAAAAGGCGUAGGUGACCUCAUACGAUUGAAUUUAAGGGAUAUGUCCGCCGACUUCUGGGCUGGUUAUAUCAGCGGGGCCGUUGGCAUUUUGAUCGGCAAUCCCCUGGAUCUCAUCAAAGUACGAUUACAAGCGCGCGAUGCCAUAGCCACACAAACGGCUGCGUCAUAUGCUCAACAAUUCAAAAGCAAAUCUGCGUUGGUAGCUGGGACAGCAGCACCUGUGCUCGGAUAUGGUGCCUUGAACGCUUUACUUUUCGUCUCAUACAAUCGUAGCGAAGCUGCUCUCAAUAAUGCGCUCGAUGUUAAGUCGAGCCUUUGGACGACAUGGUUCGCUGGGGCAAUUGGUGGUUUGGCGACAUGGGUAGUAAGCACACCUACCGAGCUUAUUAAGUGCCGGGCGCAGUUAUCAUCACCGCCGGCUUCAAGCUGGAGUAUUGCAAAGCAGGUCUUUAAAACCGAGGGAAUCAGAGGCCUGUACUUUGGUGGUGUGGUCACAGCGUUGAGGGAUAGUAUCGGUUACGGAUUUUAUUUUUGGUCAUACGAAUUAAGUAGCAAAUGGGUCGAAUCGAACCGACAGAAUGGCUCUGCCUUCUCUCAGGACGCAGCUAAAGUCUUACUCUGUGGAGGUCUUGCCGGUGUUGUUACUUGGGCCAGUAUAUUUCCGCUCGAUGUGAUCAAAACUAGGGUUCAGGCGCAGACUUUUGAUCCGGCGACGGCGCCAUUACUGGGCUCCUCCUCGUCCUCGCAGAAGCGCCUUGAAGCAAUCGAGACCGCUAGAGAAGCAUAUAGAGAGGGCGGUACGCGGGUGUUCUUUCGGGGACUGACCGUAUGUAGCGUAAGAGCUUUCAUCGUCAAUGCUGUGCAAUGGGCUGUUUACGAAUGGAUUAUGCUUGAGCUUGGCCAAGGGAGACAUGCGAAGGCGGAACCCAUCUAGGAUGGGCAGGUGUUUGUUCCAUUCCUAAGGAUCAACCUCGAGGUCAACGAACUAUACUAUGCCGCGGAUGAAACGAGUGUAUUGAUCUUGAGAGAUGAAAACCCGACGACUAUAAUAGGGAUAUCUGUUACUUUUUGGGGUAUAAGGAACGAAUGAUAGCAAUUAUGCCGCCCUUGCCAACCAC